Closterium sp. NIES-67 is the source of this 6866-nucleotide messenger RNA. Lineage: Eukaryota; Viridiplantae; Streptophyta; Zygnematophyceae; Desmidiales; Closteriaceae. The record is from the annotation of a GenBank genome assembly.
CUCUCAUGCCCAACCCAAUCACUUGUGAAGCUGCAUGGGGCGAUCACGUGGCGCGCAGGUUUACGACUCCGCCAUGCAGUAGCGCACAGGAUUCACGACCCUAGAACGCUGCCCGCCGUCGCGCUAUUCCCUCUCGUGCGCCGACCGCCAGCGAGCAGCGCGCUGGAGAAUGGACCCCACCAGCGGGGACACCGCCGUGCCCUCCGCCGACUCCCGCGAUGCCCGCGACACUGCCGGUGCGCCUUCCGCCAUCCAACCAGAGGGCAACGUGCCCGUUGGGGUGCCACCAGGAGGCGCGGAAGUAGCGGAAGAAGCGGGCGCGCCACCAAGUGACGUACGACCGACACCGGCGGGCGCAGCAGCGGUAGAGAACGCAGCCGCUCCCGCAACAGCUGGCGCGCACGAGGCCGCGCAGUCCGCGGCGAGCGCGGAAGCGGUAGCGGCGACUGAGGGCGAUGAUGGCGGGGGAGCCACAGGCGAUGCGCCGCCAGAAGCAGAGGGUCCCAGCGGGGAAGGGCGCGCAGACGAGGCAGGGGCUGGCGGAGAGCGGAAGAGUGAGGUGAUUGCCGCGGGCGCGGGCGGCGGAGAAGCGGAGGCCCAGGUUCCGCGGACAGGGACGGGCGGGGAAGCUGUGGCAGAAGUGGCAGGAGAGGGCGGGGAAGAAGCCAAGGGCGAUGAGGCAGGGGAAGCUACGGAGCGACGGGCGGAAAAUGCAGAGGCGAAGGGGGAUGUCGGGGGAGGAGAGCAGGCGGAGGGGAAGGCGGAGGUGAUUUCGGUAGAGAGCAGCGAGGGGAAGAAAGGCGUGGUGAUUUCUCUCGAGAGCAGCGAAGAAGCCGUGGCGGAGGGAGGGCGCGAGCACGGCGAGCAGGGCGACGAAGCCAGUGGCGGUGAUGGCGGCCGUGCUGAGAGCGGCGCACGGACGGGCGGAGAGGCAGGCACGGACGAGAAGGGAGGAGAGGAAGGUAAGGAUGAGAAGGGGGCAGAUGAAGUUAAGGGUGACAAAGAGGACGCGCAAGUCAAGGGUGAGAGGGAGGGGCAGACCAACAAUGAUGAGGCGGAGGCUGCAGAUGGUGCAGGGGAAGAGGGAGCGGCCGGCAAAGAAGCCGAGCGGGCGGCAAAGGAUGCGGAGAGGGAGGGUGGUGAAGGGAAGGCGGAGGGGGGUGCGGGUGUGCAUGCGCAGAGGAUGGAUUCUGGGGAGCAUGCGGCGCAGGUGGGGGAGGGCGUGCAGGGCGGUGGGACUGAGCAGGGCAAGAAGGCGGAGGAGGGAGGGGGUGCAGGUGGGUCAGAUGAGGGGAAAGGUUUAGAGGCGGACGCGGGGGGGCAAGGGAGUGCGAGCGCGCAACUGGAAACUAGUCCGCAGGUGCAAGUGGCAGCGCAAGCUGUGGCAGCGCAAGCGUUGGGAGAGAAAGAGGUGGGAGGGAAAGAAACGUCAGCAGCAGAGGUGGCAGUGGUGAAGCAAGGUGUAAGUGCGUGUGAGCAGAGGGAUGCGACGAUUAUAGUGACGGGACAAGCGGGCGCGGCAGCUUCAAAUGAGGCACACAGACAGGGAGAAGGGAGAGAGGCGCAGGGGGAAGCACCGCCUGUGGGAGAGACGAAAGGAGGAUCAAUGGAAGCGGCCAGUGGCGUGGAUGUGGUGAUGAGAGGUGGUGCGCGGGAGAGAGGGGUGGAUGGUGCAGCGGAUGCGCGGGGUGAAAUGGUGCAGCAGCAAGGUGCGACGCAAGAGGCAGACACAGCGCAGGUGCAGGUAAGUGAGCAGCAUGUGGCGCAGCAGGCAGUGCCGCAGGAGCAAGAACACGCACAGCAGCGGGCAGCACAAGAUAAGCAUGCAGUCGGGCAACAAAAGCAACAGAAGCAGCAGCAGCAACAGCAACAGCAACAAGAGCAGCAACAGCAGCAGCAGCAGCAAGAGCAUGAGCAGCGAGAGGGUGCAGGGGCGGCGAGUGUUGCAAAGAUGGAGGUGAGUGAGGACGAAGGCGGGCAGGGAGUGGAGGGAGGGAGGGAGGCGGAUGGGGUGCAGGCGGAGAAGGAUGCGGCUCUAGGAGUAGAGGCGAUGGGGAAAGAAGAGACAGGGAGGGAGGAGGAGGAGAAGGAGGAGAAGGAAGAGGAGGAGGAGAAGAAGGAGGCGGAGGAGGAGGAGGAGGAGCAGGCAGGGAUGGAGGCGGAUGCAGUGGUGGUGGAGAUUGCUCUCAGUGUGCCGGGUCUUCUAGCCCCCCAUGCGCGCACGUGUGGGGACUCAGCACUGGCGGAUGCAGAUGCGCUGCUGCAGGGGGCGGGCAGCGUGCCACGCGCCACCUUCACACAGCCCAUGGCAUGGUGUCCCAAGGCCAACCUCAUAGCCUUUCCAACGUCGCCUGCUGUGCCCAACAUCAAAGCCCCCCCUGGAGCGGCGCCUGCCUUUGUGCCGCUGGCUGUGCUGGACCCCGACCGCCCACUGCACCACUCCAUGCUCAACCUCCCGGCAGACAUGCCUGGCGAUGUGGUGUCAGCGGUGGCAUGGUCGCCGCCCUCGUGUGACCGUGCUCUCGCCGUGCUCACCGCGCCCUCGCAUGUGUCUGUGUGGGCGCAGCCUUGCGCGGGCCCGCCCAACGUGGCGCGCUGUGUGAACCGGUGGCAGGUGGAGGCGCAGUGGCAGCUGGACGCGCCCGUUGCCGCCAUGCACUGGCUCGCCGCGCCGCCUCUGUACGCGUGGCCUCCUCGCCUGCCACCAGCGUCACUGCAGCCUCACUCCUUCCACGAUCGCUUCUUCCAACCCCGUGCCCUCUCCCCCGCACCAUGGCCGCGCGCGUCGCUGCCGUGCGUGGCGCUGGUCCUGCAGCCCAGCACCUUCCUCCUCCACUGGCGCUCCACGUCCCACCUGCCCCCCUCCUCCUCCCCUCCCUCACCCGCCCACCCCGCCCCCGCAUCCCACCCACCGCUCCCUUCCUCUGCCUCCCUCUCCUCCUCUACCCCCGCUCCCUUGCCUCCUCCCUCCUCGCCCCAGCCCCUUUGGCUCUCGUCCCCCCCUGCGUGUCUCCCCCUGCCCCCCGGCGGGGUGCUGUCAGCCCACAUCAGCAUCGCGGGCCCCUCUCACUCCCUCACUCUCGUUCUCAUCCCCCGCGCCUCCCCCUCCUCCUGCCUGCUCCUCCACAUCCACGCCCCCCCUUCCGCCUCCGCCGCCCCCCUCGCCUCCGCCCUCUCCAUCUUCUCCCCUUCCCCCCUCUCCGCCGCGGGCCUGAACCCCGUAGCAGCAGCAUUGCUGCACAGAGGGGCACAGGGGGGGGGGGCAGGCGGGAAAGGCAUGGGGGAUGGGUGGAGGGAUGGGGAAGGGGCGUGGCUUGAGGGCAGGCUGGUGGCGGAGCUGGGAGUGGGGGGUGAGGAGGGGAUGGCGAGCGCGGAGGUGGGAGGGGGGGUUGUGGAGGAGACUGGUGGGGGAGGGGAGGAGAGGGGGAGGGAGAGGAGGGAGGUGUUGGCAGUGGUGGUGGAUAAUAGUGGGGGAGAAGGGAAGGAUGGCGGCUGUAUGGCAACAGUGAUUGUUGCAGUGGGCGUUGCGCAAGGCCAUGCAUGCUCUGUGAGCGCACCACCAGCAGCCCCUUUAGGCGUGCCACUCUCGCACUCAUCUCCUCACGCCCUCCCCACCAGCCGCCCCGCCCCCCUGUGCGGCACUCUCUCCGUCGCCAUACAGCGCUGGCAGCUGCGGCAGCAGUCAUCGCCCCCCCCAGUGCACCCCAUCUUUGACGCGCUAGCAGCCUGCCAUGCGCCCCUCUCCGCCAUGCCCCCCGCCCCGUCCUUCACCUGGCACCUCGCCUCCUCCUCCCCCAAUCUCGCUCUGCUGCUCGCUGCCCCUCACCACCUGCUCAGAGCGGCGCACACAGGGCCCACCGCCUCACCCACCCCCACCUCAUCAGCAGCUUCGCCCGCACCACCACUGCCUCCCGCCCUGCACCCCGCCUCGCCUGCCCUUGCUCCCCCCACCACGCGCGACCGUGCCAUGCCUGCCAUUUCCCUCCAAGUCUCUCCCACUGGCGCUGAGCUUGCGGUGACGUGGCGCAGCACAUUCACACCUCAGCUCCAGCAGCAGAUGGAUGGGAGCAGCGCUCUGGUGGAUGCUGUUGCUUCUGAUGCCGCCGCCGCUGCGACCGGUGUCACGGCCGCUGCGACUGGUGCCAGUGUCCGUGGCGAGGUGGCUGCCUCUCACCACAACCCCUUGGCAAGCCCCGUGAUCGCAUCCUCACCCGCGCCCCCGCUCUCCCUGGCGCCCUGCUCCGCCAUCAUCCUCCUCUCCAACCCCUCCCUCCGAGUGCUCUCCAUUACCACCCUCCCACACCACUCCCCCCUCCCCCUCUCCUCGCCUCCCCCUCUCGCCUUCUCCCCCUCUGCCUGCUGCAUAGCCACUGCUUGGACCACCCCCUUUCAGCAGCAGCAGCAGCAGCAGCAGCAGCAGCAGCAGCAGCAUGUGGUGGUGCGCAUAUCCCAGGUGCCUCACCUGCCCCUCCCUCUCUUUGCCAGUGACGCACAAAGGGACGCAGGACAGGUGGUGCCUGCUGCUGCGGGGGUGGGUCCUUGUAAUGGAGACGCUGGGGGAAAUAAGCAGAGAGAGGCAGGACGGGUGGGUGGGCAGGGUGUGGAGGAGGGGGGGGAAGGGAAAGAGGGGCGAGGAGGGAUGGCGUCGUGGGAGCGACAUUUGGCUGACAGAGUGCAGUGGGCGUGGGUGAGCGGCAUGUCAUGGUGGGAUGCUGCUGCCUCCGCCACUGCUGCUGCGCCGCAAUCGCCAGUGCGGGGCACGGCUCUCUUGGCGCAUCUGGACGCUGACUUCCAUGCGCUGCCCGACGCCGCCCUGCGCCUGCACUACUUCGCUGAGCUGGACCGCCUCAAGUGCCGCGUGCUGGAGGGCAUGGGCGGGGCGGACGUGCGGGCGGUGAUGCUGGACGUGCAGGCGCGCGUGCUGCUGGAGGUGCUGGGCGGCGCCAUCGAGUCGGCGCUCGUCAACCCGGCCACGCUCAUCCCCUCGCCGUGGACGGCGUCCGCUGAGACCUUCUCGCAGCUCGGGAACGACGCCAUGUCCGUCGACCCCGCGCUCAUCCCCACCAUCCAUGCGUACGUGGACUCGGUGCUGGACCUGGUGUCGCACUUCCUCACUCGCCUGCGUCGCUACUUCUCCUUCUUCAAGACCCUCACCGCCCACGCACAUGCCUCCGCCUCCGCCUCCAACACCCCCCCUGUCCCCCUACCCUCUGCCGCCGCCCCAGCUGCUGCCGCUGGCACCGCAGCCACUACUGCUGCUGCUGCUGCUGCUGCUGCUGCUGCUGCUGGCAGUGCUGCUGCUGGUGGUGGUGGUGGAAGUGCAGCAGCGGCAGGAGCAAGCGCGCCUGCAGCGAGCUCCGCCCACCCCCCGUCCACAGCCUCGCACCUGCCGUCCGCGUCGCCCUCAGCGUUCUCAGGGCUGCCGGCGGUGCGGCUGCUGGCGGACCCGCACUUCCUGCACCGCCUGUGCCAGCUCAUGUUCUUCUGCCUCGUCUUCCGCCGCCGCAGCCCACCCCCUGCCGCCUCCAAGGCCGGCGCCGCUGCCGGCGCUGCGGGGGGCAUGGGCGUGGGGGUCGGGGGGGGAGCGGAGGGUGCAGGGGGGGGCAUGCGGGCAGGGCUGGGGCGGUCAAUGGAGGACAGGCACGUGCGGCUGGGGCAUGGGAAUGGCGGUCUGGGGUACACACCGGAAGAGGUGAAGGCUCUGUUCGUGGUGUGCUCCGAGCUCUGCAAGAAGACAGCACCGCUGCCCGCCACCAUGCCGCCCACCCACGUCCCCUCCACGCCCAUGGCUGGCUGGGCGGCAGGGGCAGCUGGCAGCGGUGGUGGGGGAGGGAGCGGUGGGAGUGGCAUGGUGGCGCGGCUGCACUACCCGCAUGGCUCCAUCUCUGUGCCUCCUGAGUCCAUUGAGGCCUGGCUCUCUCCCCAGAUGCAGUCCCUGCCGCGCCCCCGGGGAGCGGACGCCGCGGCGCUGCUCAUGCGCGAGCUGGAGCUGCACGCCCCCGCUGAGGACACGCUCCCCCGCCCCUCCCUGCCGCCCCCCUGGGCCUCUGUGCCACCCUGCGCUCAGCUGGUGGGCGGCGAGGGGGACUGGUGGGAGGACGAUGAGGAUGAGGGGGAAGAGGAGGGAGAGAAGGGGAUGUGGGACGAGGGAGAGGAAGGAAAGGAGGGGGGUGACGGGGAGGGAUGGAGGGGGAGCGGAGGAGAGCGGAGGCAGCCUGGGGAUGGCGCAGAGGUGCAGGGCAAGAGGCGCUUUGCGAGUCCCUCGGGGUUCAGCAGGCAUGGCAAGCGGAGGAGGGUGGAUGGGGGAGAUGGAGGGGUGAAAGGGGAGGAGAGGGAAGGGGGCGAGCGAGAGAGGGGGUGGGGAGGGAGCAGGUGGGAGAGAAAGCGGAGCCGAAGAGAAAGAUUGGGUGGAAUGGGGAGGAGGAUGGAGCGGGCAUGGCGGGCGGCGGAGCGGGAUGCGGCAGUGGGGCUUGCGUGCAGUGCAGGGCUGGGGGGCUUCCUGGGGCUGGUGGGGGGCCGCAGGGACGUGGUGGGCAGCACGUGGAAGUGGGCGGGCACGGCGCAGUGGUACAAGUGUGUGCGGUGUGGGCGGCAGACCACCACCAUGGCUGGGCCUCAGGGCGCAGUCCCACAGUCGGGCACAGCAGGUGGGGCAAGGAGCAGCCGCCCUGCAGAUGGGGGCAAUGGCGGCACAGGCAGUAGUCUGGCUGCGGAGUGGUGGCCUGCUCGCUGGUCUCAGGGGUGCCCUGUGUGCGGUGGCCAAUGGACUUGUCUUGCUUGAUUAUUCCUGUUCCAUGUUCAAUGUUGACAGCUAUAUUUCUGCAAGAUCUAGCUAAUGUCGUCUUCAAGAAAGCAAGUGCUCAGUU